Messenger RNA from Spodoptera litura, 3899 nucleotides. It is a transcript of the gene pit, whose product is annotated as probable ATP-dependent RNA helicase pitchoune. Gene Ontology annotation, molecular function: ATP binding; RNA helicase activity; nucleic acid binding. The record is from RefSeq and is a predicted model, not a curated record. Lineage: Eukaryota; Metazoa; Arthropoda; Insecta; Lepidoptera; Noctuidae.
CACCACCACAUGGCAUGGCAAAGCAAGGAGCGGAACGUAACCCAACAGCCCUCUGUGUUGAUUUAUUUUCUGUUCCAUUCGUUGACGGAACUCUGGAGGAGUGUAACCUGUGUGUAUGUUUGUAAAGUCAAUUUUAACUAAUAGUUAGAAUAAACUGUGUUCAAUAUGCCUACACCCGACCAAAUUUUAAUGAGGAAGAUAAAAAAGCGGGAGAAGAAGAAGUUACAGCUUAUUAAUGCGAAAAUUAACGGUGAUACUGAAGACCAUGCAGAACCUGAACCAACCAUAGAAAGGGAAGCAAUAAAAAGACCACAUAAUGAAAAUGAAAACGCAGUAUCCAAAAAGAAGAAAAAGAAGGUGAAACAAGACAUACAACCAGAACAACCAGACAACAAUGAAGCUGAAGAUGAGGAAAGGGGCAGUAGUGACGAAAGUAACGCAGACAGUCAACACAGCAUUGAAAAUGAUGCUGGUAAAGAAAAUCAAUUGCCAAUUUCCAGCCUAAGGCCCGGUAUAUUAUCCAAUAAAAAAUUCUCUGACUUAGAAGGCAAGAUUAGUGAACAAACUCUCAAGAGCCUUAAAGACAUGGGGUUCACUACUAUGACAGAGGUUCAAGCAAAAACUAUCCCUCUACUACUUGAUUUACAUGAUGUUGUGUGUUCUGCAAGGACAGGAUCGGGCAAAACUCUAGCUUUCUUAAUCCCAGUCGUAGAACUUCUCUAUAAACUUAAAUUUAAACCUAGAAAUGCUACAGGUGCAAUUAUUCUGUCACCAACGAGAGAAUUGGCUAUGCAGACAUAUGGACAGUUAAUGGGACUGAUGAAAUAUCAUAGUCAGACUUAUGGUUUGGUGAUGGGAGGUGCUAACAGAAAGAAAGAGGCGAGAAAACUAUUUGGUAUUAACAUAUUGGUGGCAACACCGGGUCGAUUGUUAGAUCAUAUGAACAACACACCCAACUUUUACUACAACAAAGCAUUUUGUGUUGUGGUUGAUGAAGUUGACAGAAUGUUGGAGAUGGGCUUUGCAUCAGAAAUUACACAAAUCCUCAGUCGUCUACCAUCCGAACAUCAAACAAUUUUUGUGAGCGCCACUCAAAGUAAGCAAUUAGAGGUCAUAUACCGUACCAUACCAUCUGCCUUUCCGAAGACAACGCCACUUUAUAUAGGAGUUGAUGACCAUAAAGAACAAGCAACUGUAGAGUCUUUACAACAAGGAUUUGUAAUAUGCCCGUUAGAAAAACGCUUGUUGAUCCUAUACUCAUUUCUAAAGAGAACCCCACAGAAGAAAAUCAUGGUGUUUUUCUCCACAUGUAGUUCUGUCGAAUAUCAUUAUAAGCUGUUUAACUAUAUAGAUCUACCAGUUAUGUCUAUACAUGGAAAACAAGAGCAAGCAAUACGUACAACAACUUUCUUCCAAUUCUGUAAUGCUGAAUCCGGAAUACUGCUAUGUACAGACGUGGCUGCUAGAGGAAUAGAUAUACCCGCCGUCGACUGGAUUGUGCAGUAUGAUCCUCCAGAUGACCCUAAGGACUACAUUCAUCGCGUAGGUAGAACGGCGCGUGGCCUCAGAGCAAAUGGGCAUGCGUUGUUGUUGCUCCGCCCUGAAGAGUUUAACUUCCUCUACCAUUUGAAACGUGCCAAAGUUGUAUUGAAUGAAUUCAUAUUUUCUUGGGACAAAGUUUUCGAUAUUCAAGAGCCGCUAGAAAAACUGAUAUUAAGAAACGCUACCCUGAACCGGUUAGCCAAAGACGCGUACACGACUUAUGUAAGAGCAUAUGAUUCUCAUCAUUUGAAGAAUAUAUUCGAUAUCCAGUCUUUGGAUUUAAACGCGGCCGCAAAAUCGUUUGGUUUUGCAGUUCGACCAUAUGUUGACCUAAAAGUCGCUAGCCUAAAACCCAAAAAGCAAAAACAAGACCGUAAACAUGGACACUCCAAAUCCCGAAAUGCACAAUCAAACUUUAAACAGAAAGCAGAAAAUCAAUCAGGCAGAAAUAAAUUUAAGAGACAACAAAACAAAAUACAAACCGUGUUCAAUAUGCCUACACCCGAACAAGUUCUUAAGAAGAAGAAUAAAAAGCGGGAAAAGAAAAAAUUAAAGCUAAAUAAUAAGAACCAAAAUGGUAUUACGGAAGACAAAGCAGAAGCUGAAACUAACACAGAAAAGACAGUAAAGAAAAGGCCACAUGAUGAUGAAAACGAAAAAGCAAUACCCAAAAAAAAGAAAAAGAAGGUGAAGCAAGAAGCAAAACCGGACCCAAAACCUGAACCUGUGGAAGAAGAAAGUGACGAAGAUAACAGUGACACUGAAAAUGUAGAGGAUAAAAUUGAGAACAGUGCUGAAAUGCCAGGUUCCAGUCUAUGCCUUGGUAUAUUAUCGGAACAAAAAUUCACUGCGCUAGAAGAAAAAGUUUGUGAAGCAACUCUCAUGGGUGUCAAAGAAAUGGGCUUCACUACAAUGACAGAGAUUCAAGCUAAAGCAAUCCCCCCACUACUUGAAGGCAGGGACCUAGUAGGUGCUGCUAAGACAGGAUCUGGCAAAACUUUAGCCUUUUUAAUACCAGCUAUAGAACUUAUCUAUAAGUUGAAAUUCAAGCCUAGAAAUGGUACUGGUGUGAUCAUUCUAUCACCAACAAGAGAAUUGGCGAUGCAGACAUUUGGAGUGUUAAUGGAAUUGAUGAAGUAUCAUCAUCAUACUUAUGGUUUGGUGAUGGGAGGUGCUAAUAGAAGUACAGAAGCCCAAAAACUCUCUAAAGGUAUCAACAUAUUAGUAGCAACACCUGGCCGAUUAUUGGAUCAUUUGCAGAACACACCAGACUUUUUGUACAAAAACCUGCAAUGCCUUGUGAUUGAUGAAGCUGACAGGAUACUGGAGAUUGGUUUCGAAGAAGAAGUUAAACAGAUCAUUAGACUGUUGCCAAAACGUCGCCAAACAAUGUUGUUUAGCGCUACACAAACUAAAAAAACAGAAUCUUUAACAGCAUUGGCAGUGAAACAAGAACCAGUUUACGUUGGAGUUGAUGACCACAAAGAACAAGCCACUGUUGAAUCUUUAGAACAAGGGUACAUAGUAUGCCCUUCAGAUAAACGCAUGAUGGUUCUAUUUACAUUCUUAAAGAAGAACAGAAAGAAGAAAGUAAUGGUGUUCUUUUCUACAUGCAUGUCUGUGAAAUAUCAUCAUGAGCUCUUCAACUAUAUUGAUUUACCUGUCUUGUCUAUACAUGGAAAACAACAGCAAACAAAACGUACGACGACUUUCUUCCAAUUCUGUAAUGCUGAAUCCGGUAUACUGUUAUGUACAGACGUGGCUGCUAGAGGAUUGGAUAUACCCGCCGUCGACUGGAUUGUGCAGUAUGAUCCUCCAGACGACCCUAAGGAAUACAUUCAUCGUGUAGGUAGAACGGCGCGAGGACUAGGAACGAGCGGUCAUGCGUUGUUGUUCCUCCGCCCCGAAGAACUUGGCUUCCUCCGGUACUUGAAGCAGUCUAGAGUCACACUCAACGAGUUUGAGUUUUCUUGGAGUAAGGUCGCCGAUAUUCAAUUGCAGCUGGAAAAAUUAAUAUCUAAAAACUAUUUCCUGAACCAGUCUGCUAAGGAAGCAUUCAAGAGUUAUUUGAGGGCAUACGAUUCUCAUCACUUGAAGACUAUAUUCGACAUUGACACUAUCGAUUUGGCAAAGGUCUCCAAAUCCUUCGGUUUUACAGUGCCACCUGCAGUUGAGCUGAAGGUGGCAAACAAAGGCCCUCCUCAAAAGAGGAAAGGAGGUGGUGGAUACGGAUACUUCAAGUCUUUGAAUGCCCCAUCAAACUUCAAACAGAAAGCGGACAAAACUAAAAUAUACAGGCAAAAAGGAAAUAAUAGAAAAACCGUAGGAUAAGUUAUGAAAUAAAUCGAUUUUAUUUA